Molecule: messenger RNA, 510 nt
Organism: Cannabis sativa
Lineage: Eukaryota; Viridiplantae; Streptophyta; Magnoliopsida; Rosales; Cannabaceae
Exons: 2
Coding region: 1-510 (169 amino acids)
Source: RefSeq, a predicted model, not a curated record
AUGGCGAACUCAGAAUCAGGAUCUGAUUCGAGAGCAGAAAAUGAGUGUCCAACCACAAUACCUACACGAGGGCCGACGCAAAUGAAUGAAAUAUCCAAACUAAUGGAUCAGGGCAAAAGAGUGGCCCUCGAAGUUAAUGAUAAAGGUCAAUACUGUGGAAAAAGCUACGCGAAGCUCGUAUCCACUCUGGGAGUCAGAUGUCGGCAGACAAUAGGGUUGGCUUAUAAAAACUGGAAAGAAGUCAACCAGACUCUAAAAAAUAAAGUUUGGAAAGACAUUCAGACGGGGUUCAUUGUGCCGGACACCUUCAAACAUGAUUGUCUCAUCCUAGCUGGGAAGUUAAUGAAAGACUUCAAGAAUAGGAUGACAAAAGACAUCAUAAUGCCCGCGUUGAAAGAGAAUGAUCUGGGACGACUGGCACAAGUCCCUGAAAAGCACCCGGAGAUCGACGCUGCUGAUUGGUGCAAAUUUGUUGAAAGUCGACUAACUCCUGAAUUUCUGGUACGCUAA